Messenger RNA from Procambarus clarkii (red swamp crayfish), 1341 nucleotides. The record is from RefSeq and is a predicted model, not a curated record. Lineage: Eukaryota; Metazoa; Arthropoda; Malacostraca; Decapoda; Cambaridae.
ACAGACAGAGACCUUCCACCACCACCAUGCCUGCCAGCUGUCUCUUCUUGCUCCUGCUCCUGCUUUGCCACGGGUGUGGAGUGGUCGGAGGCCAGGAGUCAGAGGACCAGGGAGCACCCAGCCUCAAGGGGGCGACGACGGGCAUGGAGGAGGUGGUGGUGCCCGCCGGAGCCAACCUCACCCUGGUAUGUGAGGGUGACAGCGUCCUCUACUGGUACCAUGAGGUGAGAGAGGGUGAGGUCUCCGUCGACACCGGCCCCGUCAACUGCUCGACUGUCUCCAUCUACACCGGCCCCGUCAACUGCUCGACUGUCUCCGUCGAUACCGGCCCCGUCAACUGCUCGACUGUCCCCGUCUACACCGGCCCCGUCAAUUGCUUGACUGUCUCCAUCUACAAUGGCCCCGUCAACUGUUCGACUGUCUCCGUCUACGCCGGUCCCGUCAAUUGCUCGACUGUCUCCAUCUACAAUGGCCCCGUCAACUGUUCGACUGUCCCCGUCAACUGCUCGACUGUCCCUGCCUCCUGGGUCCGCUCCGGCCCCGACGCCUCCCUCUAUCUCACCAUCCACGAUGGAGGGCCUGAGGAGAGCGCGACGCUGACUGGCGGAGGAGGGGCGCCGCUCAUCCACCUUCCCGCGCUCCCUAACAUCACUCUCUGCCUCUAUAAGGACGGCGUCCAGAUGACUGAUCCUCCGCCAUUCGACCCAAGAAAGGGAUUCGAGCUGACAACUGUGGAGACGGAGAAGAGCGGACCCUAUGAAUGCACAGCGAGACAGCAGGUUGAUGGGGCCGCGACGGUCACCCUCAGCAGCACUAGGGGCGCGGACGGCGGGGGACGAGGGCUCUGUAAACACAACAAACAUCCUAAUCUCAAAGCAACCGAGAACCAGUACUUCGUCCGCGGGUACAACAUCACACUCAAGUGCAUCGUCAGAACGUCCAGCAGGAUCGAAUUUGAUUGGUCGGUACCGCCAAGUGCUUGUGAGAGAGUACGUGUAACAAAUGACAUCGAUAAUCGUGACCAGAGAAGCACUCUGGAGGUGGUGAACGCUAGCCUCGCUGACUCUGGAAACUACACCUGUUACGUCGACAACUGUCCCGACUCACAAGUGGUCGCUGUACAGGAACAUCUGGCGCCAUUCAUCAAUCUAACGGAGGAAAUAUCUAUUUUAAACCCGAUUGAGAGCGAAGAUGUUUUUGGUUUAGCCAACUUGCACGUGUUCCCGCCCGACCCUAUCAUUGUCCUCCAGAACUGGAAUGGCUCAGAGGUCCAGCAAACAGACCGGGUAUAUAUUACACUCUUGCUGCCUUAACCUGCGGUACUAGAGGCUCUCUUAGCGU